This is a messenger RNA of Trypanosoma brucei brucei TREU927, 3252 nucleotides long. RefSeq names its product protein kinase, putative. NCBI's taxonomy places the organism in Eukaryota, Euglenozoa, Kinetoplastea, Trypanosomatida, Trypanosomatidae. The record is from RefSeq and is a predicted model, not a curated record. The coding region runs from base 1 to 3252 and encodes 1083 amino acids. Gene Ontology annotation, biological process: MAPK cascade; protein phosphorylation. Gene Ontology annotation, molecular function: ATP binding; MAP kinase kinase activity. The transcript has a single exon.
AUGAGUUCGAUGGAGGAAUUACACGCAACACCUCCACCCCAACGCUUUAACGAUGCAUCGGAGAGCGAUCCCAAUGACGACGAUGACGAUAACAGCAGCACGUCUACCGCUGGUCCGCCUGGGUCGACGCGCACGGGGCGCUACCGCCGUUUUGUUGCGGAAUCGUCUGUGAUAAGCAACAAGUCACCAAACACCCCUCCGCCGCGGGGUUACAGGCGCAGCGGCGCAGCAAAACGCAAUGGGAGUUAUCGCGUUGCAUUUUCAAGCAAACAGCACUCACGUAACGGGAGAAGCCUGAGCAACACAAGUACUGUCGCCAGCCUUAUGGGUAGUGUACAGGAAUGGAGUUGUUCCUUUUGCAUGUUCAGUCCUGGACGAGCAGCGGCUCCGCCUCAAAGGUCGUUUUUGUUCAGUCAACGAAUGUCACUGGGUGGAGGUUACGUGCCCCUACCGAACGGUGGGGCCCACUCGUCGUUGAGUGUGUCACCACGCCCCUGUAUAGAGUCACCACGGUUGGAUGGCUGGCGUCACUCAAUUCCUUUUAGUCCUUCACACGGUGCAAGCAUUAGUGGUCCUGCUGGCACAGGAGAUGCCGGUGGAGUCAAUGCAAGCAACUCUCAUGUCACCGGUCGUGCAUCACCUUCGUCUGCUUCACCUAGUCCGCUUCCAGGAAUGUACUGGUUCGGUCUGCCGUCGAUGGCAGCCAGCGGAGGAACGCCCCCAAGAUCGGUUGCUUACUACGCUAUGGGUGGUUCCCCGCGGUUGGUGAACAGGGGAGGUAGUGGGUGCUUUACGUCUGCGGCAAGGAAAGAACUGUCAGGGCUUGUGCGAUCACUCGCAUCCCACAUAGCGCUCACCGGAACACCAAUCGGUAAUGGGAACACGACUCACCCAGUGGACAUCCAUAAAGGCCCGCUAAUUGGGGUGGGUGGCUUCGCGAAAGUUUAUGCUGGGGUGGACUGUGUCACUGGGAGCCUCGUCGCCAUUAAGGAGAUUAAUAUGGCGGAGGUGAAUGAUCAAGAGGGGUUUCGCGCCAUUAGUAAGGAAUUUGGCGUUCUGAAGUCUCUGAAACACCCGAAUAUUGUCUCGUACAUAUUUUUUGAGCACAGUGUUUCGCAAAAAGUGUGUCGAAUUGUGAUGGAACUGCAUACGGGUGGAUCGACACUUUCUCUAUUGGAGCGGUUUGGGCCCCUUCAGGAGACGAUACUGCGCAGAUUUUCUCGGCAUUUGUUGGAGGCUAUAGCCUUCAUUCACCAAAAGGGGUUCUUGCACCGUGAUAUUAAACCAGCUAAUAUCCUUGUGAGCCAUGAUGGCGUGGUGAAGUUGUGUGAUUUCGGAUGCUGCAAGCGUGUAAAUGAACUGAAUAAGUCCACAAAUUGCGUAAUUGGAACACCCUUGUACAUGGCACCCGAGUUCAUCAAAGGAGAGGGGACUCACAAAUCCGAUAUCUGGUCGAUGGGAUGCUCGCUGUUUGAACUUGCAACGGGUAAAUUACCGUGGUACCACACGGGUGUGCGUGAUCAUAUUCCUCUUAUGUUUUACAUCACCACAACAAGUGAGUCCCCACUUGUACUGCCGCCGAACGAAGAGGAAUUUGACUUUAGCCCAGAGUUCAUUCACUUUUUGGAGCAGUGCUUCAUUCGUAACGUGUCCCAGAGACCCGAAGCAGUGGAACUUCUUAAGCACCCGUGGAUCACGGGGCGGAGGCUACAUCCUGACUCUCUCUUCACAGGCGCUGGAGUGUCCGUUAGUCAAAAUUGGCAGUCCACGUACGGUGUAGCAGAUGAGGAGCAGUUGUGCCAGAAUGAACUUGAGGAGGUUUCUGCCCGUAUCUCGGUGGAGAUGUGCAAUGUAUGGAUUGCCGGUGGAAUCAAGGGAGUACCCGCUACCCCCUUACGUGUUUCUCAGCAAACUGAGCUGCAGCACAAGAGCGAUGACAUCACGAAUACACUUAGCGCAGGUGAAAGACGUCCCUUAGAGCUUCAGGCAACGAUGGGUAACAGCCGCUCUGAAAGUCCAGCGGCUAGCUGUUUCAGCGGUGCAGGUGGUGCCUCGACAAGCCCAACCAUUUGCUUAGAUGCAGCACUCCAUGACACCUUCAGCUACACCGUACCCCGUGGGGCGUCGGCCGGAAACUUUGUUUUCCCUCAGAGCACCUCGUUCUCGACCUCAUUGACCUCCCCCCAGUAUUUGCGUAUCACUGACGAUGGAAACUUAGAGUUCGCUACUGUCGCUGACGACGAUCAGGUGGAAGUAAGCGCUGAUAUAGACGACGCCUUUCUGAAUGUUCCUCGUGUGCGCACGGACGGCAAGCACAACUUCACCCUCGAUGCAUGCAGCAAAACUCCCGUUUAUCCGGGCAGUAUUAACGGACCCGGGGCUAACGUCCUGUCAAACUCCCCUUGUAACACACCGCAAGUGGACCCGGCAAGCAAUGACAACAGUAAUGUAUCACUUACGUCUACCGUACGAAGCUCCACGUGCCGCAACAGCCGCUUUGUACCAUUAGCACACAAUCAAAGCAUGUCGCUCCUGUCAAGUUCCUCCUUUGGGUCACGUGUUGUCUCUCCGUCGCGGUACUCUCAACAGGCGUUAAACAUUUCGCCAACAACAUCGCAAUGUCUCCAGCCACUGACAAGAGUGACGCCGUCGUCGCCGAAACCCACAUCUCCCUCCACAGCUCAAAGCAGCGAGGAUGUCCCGCGUGAAGGGGCAAGUCAUCUACUACCUUCUUCAAUAAGAUCGCGUCUGCCAGAAAAUGUAAAACGUGACGUGAAUGGAAGGUUAUGCAUGUGCUUUCCCGUUCCUACGGGUGACCCUGAGAAAUGUCUUCGCAUUCCGCUGAAUAUUGAUCCAGAAGACGUUCAAUGCAAGGUCAUUGAGCGGUCUCCCAGUCUCGUGGUGACCUUUAGUGACAACAUUAAAGCACAAAUCACGGCCAAAAUGAAUGAAUUGUCGGCCACCGGUACCACUGAUAACGUCGAGAGCGGUUUGGAAGGACACUCGACUGUAUCGCGAGUUGGCAACUCCUUCUUCAGAGGAACUGUGCGAGCGUCACCUAAUGUUCGCCACAGUUUGGGAAGCACAUCGCGGCCACGGAAUCUAGCCUCAAUAACGAAGAGUGUAGUGGCGGUUUCUGAUCCGCAUCCACACAAUUAUCAAGGACGAAGAAGUGGUAGUAGUUUGUGCGCUUCGCUAACCUAUUCGUCAUCUACUGAUGGAAGGACACCCACGCAUUCAGGGGAUGUGUAA